Torulaspora globosa is the source of this 801-nucleotide messenger RNA. RefSeq names its product translation initiation factor eIF3 core subunit j (gene HCR1). Gene Ontology annotation, cellular component: eukaryotic translation initiation factor 3 complex; cytoplasm. The transcript has a single exon. Gene Ontology annotation, molecular function: translation initiation factor activity. The record is from RefSeq and is a predicted model, not a curated record. Bases 1 to 801 code for a protein of 266 amino acids. NCBI's taxonomy places the organism in Eukaryota, Fungi, Ascomycota, Saccharomycetes, Saccharomycetales, Saccharomycetaceae.
AUGUCUUGGGACGAGGAUGUUAUCGGCGGGUCUGCCGCCGCCGGCGGAGACGAUAAGGUUUUGAUGGAGUCGUGGGAGGACGGGCUCGCGGACGAGCCCGUGAUGGAAUCGUGGGACGCAGAAGAAACGGUGGCACCGACGGUCGAGAAGGGCAACGGGAAGAAGGCCAAUGGGAAGAAGGUCUCGGAGACCGACAAAAAACUGCUGGCGAUCGACACGCUCGACGAAAAGACGCGAAAGGAGCUGAUCAAGAAGGCGGAGCUGGAGUCGGACCUUAACAACGCAGCAGACCUGUUUGCAGGGCUUGGAGUCGCUGAGGAGCAUCCAAGGGCCGCUGCGUUGCGGAAGCAGCAAGAAGAGGCGGCCGCCAGGGCCGCCUCUGCGAUGACUCGCGACACACCGAUCGAGAAGCAUCCGCUGUUCCAAACAGCAGAGACCAAGACGGACUAUCAGGAGCUGAGAAAGGCGCUGGCCACCGCGGUGGUGUCGAUGCACGAGAAAUCGUCGCUCAACUACGCGUCUUCGCUCGCGAUCGACCUGAUCCGAGACGUCGCCAAGCCCAUGUCGAUCGAGUCGAUCAGACAGACCAUCGCUACGCUCAACAUCCUGAUGAAGGACAAGGAGAGACAGGAGAGACAGGCAAGACUGGCACGGGUCAAGGGAGGCACCGCGCAGGGCGGUGCCGGCAAGAAGAAGGCCAAGGGUGCCAAGGCCAACCUCGGAGGCGCGUUCAAGAAGGACCAGCAGUUCGACAUGGGAGAGGUCGAGUUCGACGACUUUGGCGACGACGACUUCAUGUAG